CGGACAACAAAUUCCGUGUCACAGUGAAACCCCAAUCAACUACAUGAAAGUACGUACAACUUCAUUAGAUCCAAGUACCACCAAUAACUAUUCAAAACCAACGAAUAAAAACUCGCCACGUAACCAUACUCCCCAUGCAGUUCACCCCACCAGAACACUCUCUCUCUUUCCUUUCUCUCCCACCAAUACUAGUUUUCGUUCGAUUCCAAAGAUCUGCAACACUCUCUUCUCCAUUCAUUUCUCACAUGUUGUUUUCUUCUCUUUUCUCACCAUGACAGAACCACCAUCACCACAAUCAACCGAACCACCAUUACCACCACCACCAUCACCACCAUCAACCACCGUUAUUCAUCCACGUCGUGAACCAUUUGAACACGGUUUAUUACCAAUUCCAAAACUCAUCUUCUCCGACCCCACACAAACCCUAAUUUCAUUCAAACAUAAGCUUAUUGAAUUAUCUUCUAAUAAUCGAGUUGACUCGGUUGCGGUUUCUGAGUCUCUUCAGAUCUCGGUUGAACAAGCGAAGCUUGUUCUUGAUACUAUCGCUUCGAUUUUACCUUAUGAGUCUGAAUCUGAUGAUACCGUUGAUGUUCAUGAUCUCGUUUUGUUUUUAUAUAUUCAAUCUUAUAAGAGGCUUCUUCCCAGAACGCAUAAGGAUUCCGCCGCUGUUGCUGAUGUUUGGCCUUCUACUUCCGCCUUUGAUGGUUACUUGUCCGCUCUCUCACCGCUUCAGCUAGUGAGGAGCAACAGUAAGCGGUUUACGCCAUCACAGGCUGAUGAAGAAUCACAUCAGUUGUCUUAUCUGCAAAAGCAUAUGGCUAACAUUGUGUCUCUUCUAGCAGAGCCUGUGGAAGGGGAAAGUGAAGAAUCUCUGGUUUUAACUAUGGAUAGAUUCGAGCACCUUGGUCUUCUUAUUCAAUAUGGUGAUAAAGGCUCUGAAGGAAAUUCUUUGAGUCAAUCUUCUCCAUUUUUUGCAAACUCGGAUCCUGACAUGCCUGCCGUUCCCGUACCCGCUUCUCAAGUUCAUGAUUGGCUUCUGGAGAACAUAGCUUCUGCUUUGGAGUAUAUUGCUGAACGGACAUCUUCCAAAGAAAAUGGCCCAGUUAGCGCCUCUGAUCAGGAUGUUGCUAUGACUGAUGCAUCCACUGUCUCAGUUAAGGUCUCAACAAGUGCUAGGGGUGCAAGUUUCAUUGAAGGGAUUUCUAAAUCAUCAUAUGCGAAGCAUGCAUCUGACAUUAAAGGUUCCUCCGUUAAGGUUCUAAAUUGCCACGAGUCUGCCAUUUACAUCCUAGCACCUUUGAGAUACGCCACCAUCUACGGAUGUUCAGAUGCGACAAUAUUUAUUGGAGCAGUUGGAAAGGCUGUGAGAGUAGAACACUGUGAACGAGUUCAUGUGAUUGUAGCAGCAAAACGAAUUUGUAUUGCUAACUGCCGUGAAUGUGUAUUCUUUUUGGGAGUGAACCAGCAACCCCUUAUUGUCGGUGAUAACCAUAAGUUGCAGGUGGCUCCCUUUAAUACCUUUUACUCCCAGUUGGAGGAACAUAUGAAUGAAGUUGGAGUUCUGCCCACAGUGAAUCGUUGGGAUGAACCUAUAGCAUUGGGAAUAGUUGAUCCCCAUGAUUCACUAUCUCAUCCAGCAGGUGUCUCCGAUGUUCAAACUGAGUCUGCUACUAGGGUGGACCCUGAUCAGUUCACUAAUUUUGUGAUUCCAAACUGGCUUGGAGGAGAGUCCACCGGUUCUACAAAAGACAACCCAUUCACAUUACCAGAGGCUUAUAUGGCAUCUCAGCAAAGAAAUGAAAAGAAUCUAGGGGAGAUAAGGCAACUGUUACGAGAAGCACCUUUAGAAGAAAGUCGUAAACGAGAAUUGUCGUCUGCACUUCAUGUGUAUUUUAAGGACUGGUUAUAUGCUUCUGGUAACAUUCGUCAGCUUUACUAUCUACAAGGAGAUUGAUAUUUGACUGACAGAAGCAUUUGGCACAGUUAAAGAUGGUACAGCACCAAUGUUUCUGAUUUCCUUUUUUGAAUCUCCUCUUCAUUUUCUCUUGCCAAUUCUGUUGGCUCCCUAGGUAUAUCCGAGAUCAGACGACAUAAAUUAGAAUGCCCACCUAUUUAUGCCGUGAGAUCACCGGUGCACAGAAUGGAAAUACAGUUGCUAAUCUGAUUGUAAUAUUUUUUUGUUUUUGUUUUGUGAAAAUAAUUACUGUAAUAUUUUGUUAGCCUAAAUUAAUGGCCGUUGUGAAAAAUAAUUCCAUAUUUAAUUAAUGGCCAAGCAUAUUGAAUGUCUUCCAACUU
This is a messenger RNA of Trifolium pratense (red clover), 2295 nucleotides long. RefSeq names its product TBCC domain-containing protein 1-like. The coding region runs from base 44 to 1954 and encodes 636 amino acids. The record is from RefSeq and is a predicted model, not a curated record. Lineage: Eukaryota; Viridiplantae; Streptophyta; Magnoliopsida; Fabales; Fabaceae. The transcript has 9 exons.